Ramularia collo-cygni is the source of this 354-nucleotide messenger RNA. RefSeq lists its product as uncharacterized. The transcript has a single exon. Gene Ontology annotation, biological process: hippo signaling; positive regulation of transcription by RNA polymerase II. Lineage: Eukaryota; Fungi; Ascomycota; Dothideomycetes; Mycosphaerellales; Mycosphaerellaceae. Bases 1 to 354 code for a protein of 117 amino acids. Gene Ontology annotation, molecular function: protein binding; transcription coactivator activity. The record is from RefSeq and is a predicted model, not a curated record. Gene Ontology annotation, cellular component: cytoplasm; nucleus.
AUGGCCGAAAGCUCUCAUACGGCGGCAGCUUUGAGACCACAUUGGCAACAAAUGUCAAAUAGCAGCGGCAAAACAUUCUACACCAACCAUGCUACCAGAACCAACACCUGGCAGAGCCCUGAAGCAGAAACGGAUGGAAGCGGUCUACCUGUAGCUUGGCAAGCGCUGGUGGACAGCGAGGGCAAGACUUACUACAUCAACCAUGCGUCGAAGAUGAGCACUUUUGAUAGACCCGAGAAUCCAGUAGGCGAGCUUCCGGGAGGAUGGGAGAUCUUGCGUACAGCCGAAGGCGUUGCGUUCUUUGCCGACCAUGACACCCACACCACAACGUGGAAAGAUCCUAGGGCUCCGUAG